This is a messenger RNA of Centruroides sculpturatus (bark scorpion), 2166 nucleotides long. RefSeq names its product vitamin K-dependent gamma-carboxylase-like. Bases 208 to 2166 code for a protein of 652 amino acids. Lineage: Eukaryota; Metazoa; Arthropoda; Arachnida; Scorpiones; Buthidae. The transcript has 13 exons. Gene Ontology annotation, biological process: peptidyl-glutamic acid carboxylation. Gene Ontology annotation, molecular function: gamma-glutamyl carboxylase activity; vitamin binding. The record is from RefSeq and is a predicted model, not a curated record.
AUAUAUUUGAUGGUGUUACUCCUCCGCAUCUCGUGAAAGAUUAUCGGCGCCAGACGUAAUUAUAUUCGACUCGAAUUACUACAAAUAAAUCCGAGUGAAUCGGGGAAAAAACAGUAGAAGGAGGUAAAGUAAAUGUGCCCGAGGUGUUUCGUCUUUUUUUCCUUUUUUAUUCCCCUUUUUUUUAUGGUCGAAGGUUGAGGGAAAAAAAUGAUGAAAUAUUUUGGAUUCACUUUAUCGGAUUUGAACUCAUUUUCUAACAUAACCCGCUUGUUAAAUCGUCCUUGUGAUCCUUCCAGUUUAGCAGUAAUGAGAAUCUUUUUCGGAAUCGUAAUGAUUUUAGACAUUCCAGACGAACGAGGUUUGUCCAUUGCAGAUUCGAGAUGGGGUGAUCCAUUGAAAUGUCGAUUUCCAAUGUUCGAUUCGAUCUCUCCUUUACCAUUAAAAUGGAUGUGCAUGGUCUAUUUACUCAUGCUAACAGGAGCAUUUGGGAUUAUGAUUGGAGCCUUCUAUAAAUUAAGUUGCCUUCUAUUUUUGAUACCUUACUGGUAUUUAUUCCUCUUGGAUAAGACUCGAUGGAAUAAUCAUUCGUAUCUCUACGGAUGGUUAGGAUUUCUUUUAUUUCUUAGCGAUGCUAACAAAUGCUGGAGUUUUGACGGUUGGUGGAACCUUAAACAUAAUCAUACUCACGUCCCAUUAUGGAAUUACACACUUCUAAGAGGGCAGAUUUUUUUGGUAUAUUUUAUCGCUGGAUUGAAAAAAAUGGAUAAAGAUUGGGUCCAAGGCCACUCUAUGCCUUAUUUAUCCACCCAUUGGGUAUUUAAUGUAUUCAAAUUUGUUUUAACAGAAGAUCAAAUCGAUAAAUUUAUUGUACAUUGGGGAGGAUUUAUAUUUGAUCUUACUAUUGGAUUUUUUCUUUUCUUCGAUCAAAGCCGUCCUUUAGGACUGAUUUUCUGUCUUACUUUUAAUUUAAUGAACUCGCAGAUCUUUCAAAUAGGAAUGUUUCCUUACAUGAUGAUCGCUUCCAUACCCAUUUUCUAUCCGUGUGAUUGGCCGAAAACAUUUUUGGAUAAAAUGCCCCAAUGGUUUAAGUAUAUAACACUACAUAAACAACUCCCAAAUUACAACCAAAACUGCAUCUAUGCUAUAAAUGAGAAAACACCAAAAAAAUGCGCAAAGAAGAAGGAAAAUUUCAAAAUAAAAUUUCAGCAUAAGAUAGUGACUGGCGGAGUUUGCUUAUUUUUUCUAAUUCAAGGAUUUUUACCAUAUUCCCAUUGGUUAACUAAAGGAUAUAACACGUGGACUCAAGGCCUUUACGGUUACUCCUGGGAUAUGAUGAUACAUAAUUGGAAAUUCGUCCAUACGAAGAUAACAGUAAUCAAUAGGAAAACAAAUGAUUAUCUGUACAUCGAUCCGGAGGCCUGGACCGACAGCUGGAGAUGGCCGAGACACGCGGACAUGGUCAAGCAAUUUGCUAAUUGCAUACAACAACGCAUACAUCAAUUGUACAACAUCUCGGAUAUCGAGAUGUAUAUCGAUGUUUGGAUGUCUCUGAAUGGAAGAUUUACUCAGAGGAUAUACGAUCCAACGGUCGAUAUUUUGAGAGCCGAUUGGUCCCCUUUUCGUGAAGUUACUUGGGUUCUUCCACUCUUAACUGAGCUUUCCGACUGGAGAAAUAAAUUAAUUGAAACGGAAAAUCAUCUAUUCGAUCAAUCUGAAUAUUUGGAUGUAGUUUUUGUGGCAGAUUUUCCAGGUUUCUAUUUAAUAAAUUACGUGGAAGAAGAUUUAGGUAAUACAACUCUACAAAUUCUUAAAGGUGAAGUAGCUGUGGAAUUCCCAAAUGGAAACAAAGUCCAUCUUACUGAAUCAGAUAUAUUACAAAUGCCAGUUGGAGAAUUUCACAAAGUGAUACCUUUGAAACACAGUCCUGUAUGCUAUAUGUAUAUCUAUAUCAACACUACUCAAAUGCAAUUGGAUGACGAAUGGAAGAGAAGCUUGAUCGAUCGAAAUUUUAGUAAAUUCCACGGAAUUAAUCCUCAAAGAAAAAUGGAAUAUUUUAAACAGAAAGAGGAACAGGAAUUAAAAUUAUCAAAGUCAUCAUCCAUGAACAUUUAUAAAAAUAUAAUGCGGAAUAAAUAUUUGAUGUGGAAAAGAAGGCAAGAAAUUUAA